AUGGAUUCAAAAAAGAACUUGGACGCUGAAGACUCGCAAGCGUCGACUUCAGAAAAUAAAAAUCAAAAACCAGACGGUGAUUCCCAAACAUCGCUAGGACCGCCUCCGCGUCCUGCUAUCAGCAGUGCUGCUGAUACACCGGACUACUUCAACUCAGUGCACAACCCUUUCUCCCUGGAACCGAAUCCCUUCGAACAAUCCUUUGGCGGCGGCGGUAACGGCGGUGGUGCCUCGGGGGAAACACCGGGAAAGUCGAUCCUUCCUCCCGUAGCCUCUCUGACGUCUCCUGCCCUGCCCGGUAAUAACUCUGCCGGUGGUGGGUAUAACUGGUCCAAUUCGCUCCGCUCUGGGCCUUUGAGCCCGGCUAUGCUCGCCGGUCCGACGAGCACCAACGACUACUUCGACAGCAUCGGUCGAGGCUUCCCCACCCCCAACGAAUCCUCACUGCGCACCGGGUUAACGCCAGGCGGUGGCGGUUCCAUGUUCCCAGCCCCCAGCCCCAACUCGCAGGCGCUUCUCCAGCAGUUGCAAAGCGGGGGUGCGACCCCAUCGACCAUCGAGUUCCACCGGACCGCCCUGAACGCCGCGAAGAAGAACAACGCGAACGGCCCGACCUCGAACCCGACCUCCGAACCCGACCCGGGCAGCCAAGGCGCCAACAACAUGGAUGUGAAACCGAACGCGGCGGCGGGAGGCGAUCCGUUCGGCCACCAUGAUGCGGCUGAUGCGGCCAACGGGUUGUUUAUGCUCGCGAAAGGCGGCCAACCAACCUCGAACCAAUUUUCUACGUCCAACCCAACCUCCGUCCCGCCGCAGAGUGUCCAGGUCAAUGAGCCGGACACCGGUGUCCAGAAUGCCAAUGGUUCGGCGCAUGCGGGCCGCGAGAUGAGCGGCAAUCUCUCGGAAGAGCUGACGAAGCCGACGACCAAGGGCAAGGGCAAGAAGAAUGCCUCGGCGAAAGGGGCUGGCGCCGCCAAUAACAGGCGCAAAGCUGAAGAUCCCGUCACCAAGGGAGCCAACAAGAAGUCGAAACUCAACAGUGGGUCCGGCAGCAUGGAGCCGCCUUCGGAUUUCGAUUAUUCGGACAUGGAAGACGACAAGAAGAGGAUGCCGGGCGAUACCAAGAAGAUGACCGAUGAAGAAAAGCGAAAGAACUUCCUCGAGAGAAACCGGGUCGCGGCACUCAAGUGUCGGCAGCGCAAGAAGCAGUGGCUUGCCAACCUGCAAGCGAAGGUGGAACUGUUCACGUCCGAGAAUGAUGCGCUCACGGCGACCGUCACUCAACUGCGCGAGGAGAUUGUCAAUCUCAAAACCAUGUUGCUCGCCCACAAGGAUUGCCCGGUUUCGCAGGCUCAGGGCCUUGGCUCGAUGAUGAUGAACGGUAUCCCGCCCGGCUACGAGACACAUCCUUACAACAUGGGAAUGCAACCGGGCGCUAUUCCCGCGCAAGGAAUGCGGCGAGCGUAA
Molecule: messenger RNA, 1467 nt
Organism: Aspergillus campestris IBT 28561
Lineage: Eukaryota; Fungi; Ascomycota; Eurotiomycetes; Eurotiales; Aspergillaceae
Gene: atfA
Product: bZIP transcription factor atfA
Exons: 3
Coding region: 1-1467 (488 amino acids)
Biological process (GO): regulation of transcription by RNA polymerase II
Molecular function (GO): RNA polymerase II cis-regulatory region sequence-specific DNA binding; DNA-binding transcription factor activity, RNA polymerase II-specific
Source: RefSeq, a predicted model, not a curated record